Molecule: messenger RNA, 1494 nt
Organism: Pungitius pungitius (ninespine stickleback)
Lineage: Eukaryota; Metazoa; Chordata; Actinopteri; Perciformes; Gasterosteidae
Gene: tmem235b
Product: transmembrane protein 235b
Exons: 4
Coding region: 83-691 (202 amino acids)
Cellular component (GO): apical plasma membrane
Source: RefSeq, a predicted model, not a curated record
CUGCGGGGCAGCGCGUAAACGCGGCGUUACGCACGAGCUGAAGCCGUCGGUCGUGCGUGAUUUACACCUGCGCCCGUGCGCGAUGGAGCUGCCCUUUGGCGCUCUGGUCAUCGGCUCCGGGAUCUGCGGGAUUCUGAGUUUCGCUUCUCUGGCCACUUCCCUCGGAACCGAGUACUGGUUCAUAAUCGCGAUGGAUCCCGUGAACGCGAGCGACGCGGAGGACUGGAGUUCCAACUGCGGACUGUGGAGCAGCGGCGGGGGUGAGAAGAUGGAGGUGGACGACGACUCCACGUACUCCGACACGGAGCACCGCAUGCACAGUGCCAUCGUGGCGCUGCUGCCCCUCAGCCUGGUCCUGAUGCUGUUCGGGGGGAUCUGUGGGCUGGUCAGCUCUCUGGCUCGGAGCCCCGUCCUGCUCACGCGCACCGCCACCUUCUUCUUCUUCUGCAGUCAGCUGACCCUCAGUGGCGCCAGUCUCUACAUGGUGUACUCGCACCGGGCCCAGGCGGAGGCCGAGAGGCUGGCGGGGCCUCAGGACCUCGCCUCCCUGCGCAUCUCCUUCGGCUGGUCUCUGGGUCUGGCCUGGCUCUCCUACGGCCUGGAGCUCCUCGCUGCCGCGUUGCUCCUCGUGGCGGCGAGGGCGGUGCAGCUGCAGCAUGGCGGCGGUGGCGGCAGUCCCGCCAUGACCUGACACGACGGCCCGCCCGCGAGGACUGGACUGCAUGUGCUGUUAGCGUGUCACACAACAUACAUGUUGAUGUUUUGGUAUGUUUAUGUAUAUAUUAGGGCCGGGACUCUAUUAAAAAUAUUAAUGUAAUUAAUUAAAGGCUUUGUAAUUAAUUAAUCGAAAUUGAUCGCAUUUUAAUUGUAUAAAUAUUUGACCUGAGAACAGUGAGAAGUAAUUUUUUUCACAUGGAUUUUUAUUUUUGUUCAACCAAUUCCAGCAGACAAGUGUAGAAAUAGCAUAUUUAGAAAUAUAGUACUUUCAGAAAUUCAGGUAGCCUAUAGGUAAGUAGACCUUCUGUAAACUAUGUUUUUUUAAGUAGACCAAUACUUUCAAGUACAUUCAGAACAUUGGUUAUUUUUUCAGACGUGGUCUUAGUUACCCUGGUCCUUAAACCAGUCAUCUGGUGCAGUGUGGGUUGGGUGUGGGUCCUUGUACGUCCACGCUAGCUGCUAAUUGUUGUGCGUUGAGGUGAUACUUGAGGCUCGAUGUGAAUUCCUUGUUGCACAGCUUGCACACAACCAUGCUCUUAUCGACGCUUCCAUCCGUGUGUUUAUUAUAAUAAGAUGUCCCAUUCACGGGGCCACCCGACACGGUCUCGUCAGCUUCUUCGUUCAUGUUCACUGUGGUUUGUUGUUGUCUGAAGUCAUGAACGCUAGUUGGUGCUGCAGUAUAAAAUGCGUAAAAAAUGUUUAAUGUGUUAUUUUUUGUGUAAUUAAUUAAUCUUAAUUCAAAUUGUAAUUCAUUAAUUGUAAUUAACGUGCUAAAGU